ACUCAUGGUAGCACCAAGGAAGUGAGCUACAUUGAAUUUCCCUGCACAGAGAGAGAGAGAGAGAGAGAGAGAGGAGGAGAGAUGGCUUGUGAGGUGGAGGCUGCUUACAUUCAGCCACCGGAGUGUCGGCCCGAUCCGACGAUCCCGGUUGCCGAGGGCAUGCCCGUGAUUGAUCUCUCCCCGAUGGAUUCAGGCGAUCCGGUGGCGAUGGAGAAGCUCGCAGAAGAGGUGAGGGACGCCCUCAAAGAGUGGUGCAUUUUCUAUGUUGUGAACCAUGGAAUUCCUACAGACGUUCGAGAAAACAUCGAUAAAAAUAUAUAUGAGUUUUUCGGUCUCCCACUUGAGGAAAAAUUGAAGGUGCAGAGGACCCUUGAGGAUCCUCUGGGCUACGUCCCAACUGAUCUAACUUGGAACACCAAAGACUGGAUUGAGAUCUACGAGUACUUCAUGCACAGCCCCCUCGAGAUCCCCGCAAAUCCGGAGCCCGACUGCUCGGAAACAAUUACCCUUAAGAACAAGCCGCCGGAGAACCCCCAGGGUUUCUUGGACGCAUGCAUAGCAUAUGGAAAGGAGGCAGAGAAGUUGGCUCACAAGAUACUGGAGUUGAUCGCUUUGAGCUUGGGCUUGCCCGCCAAGAGGUUCGUGCCAUUCUUCGAAGGAAAGAACAUGACCUUCAACAGAAUAAAUUAUUACAGGCCAUGCCCUAACCCUGAGCUGGUGCUGGGAAAGGGCUGCCACACCGAUACCAGCUCGGUCACUGUGGUUGCUACCAACGAUGUGAGUGGGCUCGAGAUCAAGACAAGAGAGGGCACCUUCCUCAAAGUCAACCCACUUCCUGGUUCUUAUAUCAUCAACCUAGGAGAAGCCAUGAAUGUGUGGAGCAAUGGCUACUACGAGAGCUCGGACCAUAGGGCAGUGGCGCCCAAGGAUAGGCACAGGUUCUCAAUGGCCUUCUCUUUGGGACCUGCACCAGAUAUGAUGGUCGAGCCUUUGGAAGAGCUCAUUAACGAGGACCACCCCCGCAGGUUCACAGGCUUCAAAUACGGCAAAUUUUGGAGGUCCAGGAGGCACACCAGUUUACUUAGGCUCAAGGAACAGAACAUCCGAGCUCGUCACUUCAAAAUCAGAGAAUAGGGACCACCCAAAUCUCUCUCUCUCUCUCUCUCUCUAAAAAAUAAGGGCAAUAUCUCUGUUCCCCAGUUACAUUUUUUGCAUCUUGUCUGUGUGUGUUAAGGGACCACUGGUUCUUAGUUUUUUGUGCUGCCAUGGAUAUCUUAGCUUUGAGGAUAGUAGCGUCUUUUGUAAAUUCAUGGAUAUCUUGGACAGAGGUUUGAAGGAUAAGUAUUAGUAUGAUAAUGAAUAAAUAAAAGGUGUGGUUUUUACAA
Amborella trichopoda is the source of this 1385-nucleotide messenger RNA. Its product is annotated as fe(II)/2-oxoglutarate-dependent dioxygenase 4. Lineage: Eukaryota; Viridiplantae; Streptophyta; Magnoliopsida; Amborellales; Amborellaceae. The record is from RefSeq and is a predicted model, not a curated record.